UGUGGUGCAUGUGUCUUUUCUAAGGAAAGUUUUGUCCGGAUAUAUGCCCAAGAGUGGGAUUGCUGGACCCAGCCAUUAUUAAGGUGUAUCAUGCCCUUUUGCCCAUUUCUUUCUAAUGAAACACUGUCUGUGGUGUAUAAUUUUAGAGAUUUUUAUUUACAAGGGAAUUCCUGAAUGUGCUUACAACUGUGUUCUGUGUUAAGUUUGAGUUAUGAUUUGCAAAGGGUUGCUGCUUCUCAGGGUUGAUAUCUCAUAUAAGGGCAAUAAUUUUUAUUUUUAACACUUUCAUUUUCUUGUUUUGAAGACCAUUGCUACUGUGCAUGUAAUUAUUUUAAUCUGUGCUUCUCUUUGCCCAAUUCACAAAAGAAAACCAGGUAAUAUCAUGGAUGGAAAGAAUCAAACAGCUCUGUCUGAAUUCAUCAUUUUGGGAUUCUCCAAUCUAAACCAACUGCAGUUUUUACUCUUCACCAUCUUCUUCCUGACCUAUAUCUGUACUUUAGGAGGAAAUACAUUCAUUAUCUUGGUGACUGUGGUUGAUCCACGUCUACAUACACCCAUGUACCAUUUCCUAGGGAACCUGGCCUUUCUUGACAUCUGCUAUACCACCACCAACGUCCCCCAGAUGAUGGCGCAUCUUCUGUCAGAGAAGAAGAGCAUUUCUUAUGGGGGAUGCAUGGCUCAACUUUUUGCAUUUAUUUUCUUUGUGGGAUCAGAGUGUCUCCUCCUGGCAGCAAUGGCAUAUGAUCGCUACAUUGCAAUCUGUAAGCCCUUAAGGUAUUCAGUUAUCAUGAACAAGGUUCUGUAUAACCAGUUAGCAGCCUCCUGCUGGUCUGGUGGUUUCCUCAAUUCAGCGGUGCACACAGUACUGGCAUUCCGCCUGCCCUUCUGUGGCAACAAUCAGAUUAAUUAUUUCUUCUGUGAUAUACCUCCUUUGUUGGUCUUGUCUUGCGGGGACACUUCUGUCAAUGAAUUGGCACUACUAUCCAUUGGGGUGGUCAUUGGUUGGACUCCUUUCCUGUGUAUUGUCCUUUCCUACCUCUAUAUUAUCUCCACCAUCUUGAGGAUCCGAUCCUCCAAGGGGAGACAAAAGGCCUUUUCCACCUGUGCCUCCCACCUGACCAUUGUCCUUCUCUAUUACGGCAGCGCCAUCUUCACAUACGUACGGCCCAUCUCAUCUUACUCACUGGAGAAAGACAGACUCAUCUCAGUAUUGUAUAGUGUUGUCACUCCCAUGCUAAACCCUAUAAUUUACACACUGAGGAAUAAAGACAUCAAAGAAGCUAUGAAAGCUGUGGGGAGAAAGUGGCAGCUGCCACUUCUUUCUUUCGAUGUGUAACCUUCACUUAUCUGCUGUCAAUUAUUUUAACCAUAUAUCAACUGUGGCUUUUUCACCAGCUAGCUGUUUUU
Sus scrofa (pig) is the source of this 1407-nucleotide messenger RNA. RefSeq names its product olfactory receptor 5V1. NCBI's taxonomy places the organism in Eukaryota, Metazoa, Chordata, Mammalia, Artiodactyla, Suidae. The record is from RefSeq and is a predicted model, not a curated record. Gene Ontology annotation, cellular component: membrane. Gene Ontology annotation, biological process: G protein-coupled receptor signaling pathway. Gene Ontology annotation, molecular function: olfactory receptor activity; G protein-coupled receptor activity.